AUGGAAGAUCAUUUUUCAGUUGGUGAGCCAACUCUUGCAGACAGCAAAGAAUCUCCAAUACCUAAAAGUAAAGCUAAAAAGCGAUGGAAGCUAUUAAAGAAUGUAAUUCAUGCUUCACAUUUAUUUAAAAACAGUGAAAUAAAGGUUAUGCAAGAUAUUGAUGAACUUGUCCAAGAUGUCCAAAGCAGCCCAACCCGCAUUGAGUACUCAAGGACCCACACUUUUUUGCUUAAUGACGUUCUUGAUGAGCACAAAGUAACAGAAAAAUUAUUUUGUCUAAUACAGAGAUCAAACAAGCAAGAUUUAAUUGAUAUAGAAACACUUAUUGAAAAUCACCCAAAACGAUUUGUAAGGAGUUUUAAGGACCCAGACUCAUAUUUGAAUAAGAAAAAUGUCCAAGGUGUCCGUCCGCUAUAUGAAGCUGCCAGACAUGGAUAUUGAGAAACCAUUCAAAUUUUACUUGAUUAUGGUGCUGAUUGUCACUUAAAAAGCGACCUUAAGAAAAAAGAUGAAGAAAACGCUUUACAAGUCGCUGUAAGAUGGGGGUAUUUUGAAGUCGUCAAACAAUUUCUCCAAUGCUGCUCUUGAAGAAGGGAAGAAUUAAAAGCUGCCUUAAAAUUAUGCAUUUUCCCCCUUAUAUUUCCCAUUAGUCAAUUUUUAUUAAAAAAAUAAUUUGUAGGCUGGGAUUAUAGAAUAUCAAAUAAUCCCAAAAUUUCUGAAAUUAUCAGAUCAUACAUGCCAAAAGGUCACUUUUGCAUGUGCAGAUAG
Messenger RNA from Blepharisma stoltei, 768 nucleotides. The record is from the annotation of a GenBank genome assembly. Lineage: Eukaryota; Ciliophora; Heterotrichea; Heterotrichida; Blepharismidae.